Messenger RNA from Suillus clintonianus, 678 nucleotides. RefSeq lists its product as uncharacterized. Bases 1 to 678 code for a protein of 225 amino acids. Lineage: Eukaryota; Fungi; Basidiomycota; Agaricomycetes; Boletales; Suillaceae. The transcript is spliced from 3 exons. The record is from RefSeq and is a predicted model, not a curated record.
AUGUCACACUGGAACCGUAAGAGUACCAACAUAAACCUAAGCUGUUGGGGCCCCACUACCCUCUUGCCUCCAUACCUCACACUUGAGUUUACGGCCGGGAUGGCCAUAUCCUCACCAUCUUCCAGCCCCUCCUCCUCCAUGUCAGGAAUAUCAUCUAAAUCCAGUGUUUCUCCCACUGUAGCACCCGCCUCCGAAACAAUCAACACAUCUGCCAUUGUGCUUGCCAGUCCAUUACCAUCCAAGUCUGGGACAUCAUUGAUCUCACCUGGGUUUGCAGCAGAGUCCACCGUGGCAAUUCACCCUGCAUGCAUUUCUAUCCACUCAUUGGUUGUGCCCAAAGAAUCUGUGAAGGAGAGAGUUUUGACUGUAUGGGAGGUUGGGACGGAGGACAGGGAUGAUGAGGGAUGGACAUGGCUGACACUUCAAAGGGAGUUAGAGAACAUGCUGGUAGAGAACAGGUUGUAUGAGGUGGAGCGCCCAGUGGCACUCAUGAUGGGCUUACCAACAAAUGGUGUCGCAGCAUUCCAAAUCCCACGGCAACGUACAGCUCAAAUUUUUCUAUGGCAGGUGGAUUCUGGGGUGUACAAUCCUCAAGUGACCCAGACACAAUGCAAGCUGGAGUGUGACCGAGAAUCACAGAAUCACUCGCAGCAGUUCAAUUUCAGUACUAUGUUGUAG